Dioscorea cayenensis subsp. rotundata (Guinea yam) is the source of this 1035-nucleotide messenger RNA. Its product is annotated as putative pectinesterase 11. The transcript is spliced from 6 exons. Gene Ontology annotation, biological process: cell wall modification. The coding region runs from base 1 to 1035 and encodes 344 amino acids. Gene Ontology annotation, molecular function: pectinesterase activity. The record is from RefSeq and is a predicted model, not a curated record. Lineage: Eukaryota; Viridiplantae; Streptophyta; Magnoliopsida; Dioscoreales; Dioscoreaceae.
AUGAGGUCUGUUUAUGCAUCUUUGGUGUUUGUAUUAGUGUCUGUUCCUUUGAUGGGUGGAACAACACUAGGGGUUUCAGUGGAUACAAGUUUAGCUGUUCUUAUUACUGUGGAUCAAUCAGGGAAAGGAGAUUUUCAAAGAAUUCAAGAUGCAAUUGAUGCUGUGCCUUCAUUUAAUUCAGAGCAAGUUUUUAUCUUAAUCAAACCAGGAAUUUACAGGGAGAGAGUGGUAGUGCCAGAGGACAAACCAUGGAUAACAUUGAGUGGCACAAACGCAACAUCAACAAUCAUAACAUGGAGUGGUGCUUGGGAUACACUUGAAUCUACAACUGUUUCAAUUUUAGCCCCUGAUUUUGUUGGAAGGCAUCUCACUAUUCAGAAUGCAUAUGGUGCAGGGGCUCAAGCAGUAGCACUAAGUGUAUUUGGCGAUAGAGUGGCUUUUUAUGCAUGUAGAAUGAUUUCUUAUCAAGACACUCUCUUCGACAUUAGUGAAAGACACUACUACUCAAAUUGUUAUAUAGAAGGAGCCACAGAUUUUAUUUUUGGAAAUGCUCUUUCUUUUUUUGAAAAAUGUCAUAUACAUUCAACAUCAAAGAGCGGUGGAGCAAUUACAGCUCAAAAACGAUCAUCCGUAGAUGAAAACACUGGUUUUAGCUUUGUUUCAUGUAAGCUUACAGGUGUAAAAUCAAAAAGUGUGUUUCUUGGAAGACCGUGGGGACCUUACUCUAGGGUAGUUUAUGCCGACACUUAUAUGUCUAAUGCGAUAUUACCACAAGGUUGGUCUGAUUGGAACAAUGCAAUCACACAAAGGACUUCAUUCUAUGGAGAAUACAAGUGCUAUGGUUCUGGUGCAAGGAACACAACAAGGGUCAAAUGGAGUCACCAACUACUUACACUUGAUGAAGCCACACCAUUUAUAACACAAACGUGGAUCAAUGGCCAAGAUUGGAUUAGGUCCAACCCAACCCAUUUUAAGAAGCCUUCUUUUCCUUUGAAGAAUGAAGGAGAUGGAUUGGAAUCAUUGGAUGGAUAUUGA